AUGCAUAUUGAAAAGCUCUUCGAUCGCUAUUCGACGAAAAUGGGCGCUUUCAUGGAUCAGGAAUACAUUAAUAGACGGGCAUAUUUGCAACAAGUAGUGAGUAGGAUGACAGCCGUAUCGCCGGUAUCCUCUCACAGUUACCAUUAUCGCAGCGAAUCACGACAAACGCAGCAACUUGAACCACACCUACGAACCGACUCGCGCACCUCCAAUAUCUCAAAUGUCCCGGAUCCAGUGGAACGGCACGUACAACGAUGGCGUAGCGAGAGUCGUUCGAGCAAUAAGGUGUUCCGUAACGAAGAGGAACCAAGCCAACAGGAUGAGAUUGUUAGCGGAACACUAAACGCAUUGAAAGAGGAUGUGGAACAGACCACCGAAAUCAUCAGAAGGAAACAACAUCAAAUGCAUAUGGAACGUCGACAAUUCCAAACUGAAAUGGAAGUUACUGGUCGUGUUUCAAUAUCACCAACGGAUGAAUGGCUUAGCACUAGACUUAGGACUAUUUCCACCGAAGACAUGAAUCGUGAAUUAGGAAAGAUCAAAGACGAUCAAAGACAAAAUGCUGUCACUGAUACGUUGGCAGCGCUUGUCUACGAUGUGAACGCAACUGCAGAAGUGUUGAGACGAGGAUCGCAGGGAAAGGAUAAAGGCGGUAGGAAAAGCGCACAUAAAGAGGAGAUCGAGUAUCGCUUGCGACUCACACCCGCACCAGAAGAUGAGCGCCCGUUUCCGGCACCAAGGAAACGCCAGGUCCCGGAGGAAAAGUAUACGGUAGAUGAGGUGUCACGCGACUACGGAAUGGCAAUGAGUGAGAGUCAAACGAAUAGUCUACGCCGCACCCGUCAACGAUCCGAGACACCGAGAAGGACACUGCAGAUCGAGGGUUCUCCACCUCCACUAGCUCCAGUGGUUUGCGCUUAUUGUAGUGAAGAAAUUGAUGGUCCGAUUUUAACCGCACUGGCGCCAAAUUCGGAACGAGCGCAGAAAUUCCACACCUAUCAUUUUAUGUGUUGCUAUUGUCAGAAGGCACUAAACAUGCACGGCACGUUCAGGGAACACGAAAGAAAACCGUACUGUCAUGAUUGCUUCUAUAGGCUUUACAACGGCCUACUGUAUGAACCGGACGAACAUCAAUCGACAAUCGAGAAGCUCAUCUAA
Messenger RNA from Necator americanus (New World hookworm), 1158 nucleotides. RefSeq lists its product as uncharacterized. The record is from RefSeq and is a predicted model, not a curated record. The transcript has 13 exons. NCBI's taxonomy places the organism in Eukaryota, Metazoa, Nematoda, Chromadorea, Rhabditida, Ancylostomatidae. The coding region runs from base 1 to 1158 and encodes 385 amino acids.